GAGAAGAAGCGGGGUGCGCAGCGGAGCCGGGUGAACUGGGCGGGCGCUGUUGCACGUGUUCGGAAUCGGGGAGGACGGGCUCGCAUCGCGUUCCUCAUGUCCAAUCGACCCCCGCUCGGGAGGAGCGACGGGAGCGCAUCAGAGUAUCACUCCUGCAUCCCUGUACCCCUUCACUCUCAUCAUCGGCAUCUCUCCGGCGACCGCAGAGCAUCUCCGUGACGGACUCCAACACCGGCUCGGUGGGAAGGUGGGAGUAGAGGAACUUGUUUGGAGCCGGAGCUCGCAUCGGGGGGAAUUACGCACUUCUGGAGACUUUUCUGCGCUCUCUGGUGUUGGCGCGGGACUCCGUGAGAUCAUGGCAAUCCAGAGCCAGUCGCUAUUGCUCACCUGUGCUGUUUCUCCGGCGCAGCAGUAAGCGUUCUCAGCGCUAUCUGUGUGGGAUCGGGACAAGAGGCUUGGAAGAACUGGUUCUAUUAAGUCUGGAAGUUGAAGCAGCAAAGUGAAUAAGUGCUCCACUUCUCUCACUUGGAUCCUGUACAGUUCGCACAGAUCAUGCCUUCGAGAUUGUAGAUCCGGAGGGUUCUUCUGUUCAAGGCGAGGAAGAGCCGCCAUGACCUUUAACCCGUGAGGAGCCUGGCCAGCGGAAGACAGACGACAGACAGGAUGAAGCUGAGGGGAAGGUCAGCUUGGCCUUGGCAGGUGGCCUUCCUCGUUGCCUUGGUGAUGCCCUGGGUUGACCCAGCGUCCGCCGGCAACCGUAAUCAUCGGGGACCAACAGUGUCGUAUCAGGUGAAACAGGGCACGUGUGAGGUGGUGGCCAUUCAUCGCUGCUGCAACAAGAAUAAGAUUGAAGAGCGCUCUCAAACCGUCAAGUGCUCCUGCUUCCCGGGGCAGGUUGCCGGGACGACCAGAGCCAGACCCUCCUGUGUGGAAGCUUCCAUUGUCGCCCAGAAGUGGUGGUGUCAAAUGCAGCCCUGUAUGGAUGGAGAGGAGUGCAAAGUCCUGCCCGACCUGACAGGCUGGUCAUGCAGCACCGGCAACAAAGUCAAAACCACCAAGGUUACACGAUAGCGGGCGAGCCACCGAGACAAAAGGAAACCCGAAGCGCUUCCACGCGGAGACGGCGGAUGACUCACACAUAUUCACGGCCCGAUUGGGAAUAUCCAGGAGAGGACUGCUGUCGGGAUAUCUGUCACGAAAACAAAUGGAUAAAACCUUCUCAUCGAAAACCAUGCGGAGCCAAACAUCCAGCAAAUUUACCGAACCACUUACUGACGCUGAAGCACUGCAGUCAGGGUCACACAUGGAUAACAAAGUUAUUCUUCUUCUCUGCAGUGGACAGUGUGGAUUGUCACACAGCCGUUGAUCUCAGUAUUUAAAAACUCUAUUCCAGCCAAGCAUUUUGGUGCAAGAGUGCGACGGGAAGUCAAGGAUGUGCGGACAGCGUUGCCAAACUCUCCGAACCUCUGCUGGAAAACGGCGGGAACGAUGAAAGAGAUAAAAGCUCAUAACUGGCAUAAAGCAAAUUAGCAUCCGAAUGCUCCGGUGGGUCAUGUCACCGCCGCUCUCAUUGUUUUGCAGCUCUAAUUAGGGCGAUUGCAGUAGAACCAUAACGCAGUAUUAAAAAUUCAUGUAGGAUAUUUGCACCCGGCGAAACCGUUUGGGGGUUUGUUUUUGUUGUUCGGUACACGGCACAUCUUUUGUGGCUCUCAAAUGAAAUUGAAGGGGAGCAUUUUAUAAACUGUCUGACAUUCAAAGUACUGUAGAUAAAUAUGCAUCUCGUUAAGCAUUAAAUCGGAGUAGUUCUUUGUUUAAAAACAGCCCACACUCACGUGGCUUUAACUUCCUUACAGCUUGGGAAAGUAUGAACUGGCAAACUGUGUCUUAUCUAUUCCUUUUUUUUUUUUUUUUUUAUUUGGCCCAGACACAUUUAUGAGCUCAUCCCUCAGAGUUUUGACUCCUUGAUCUGCUACGUCAAGCCUGUGGCAUUUUUUUUUUUUUUAUUAUUAUUACAACAACCGUUUUUAAGGAGGCCCAUAAAUGUUUAAACAAAGAGAAUGAUUUGUCUACAUUGUUCUUACAACUGAAUAAAACCGAUUUUCCUAGCUGUAGUGUCUUGCAAAAGUAUUAAUGCUUCUUGAACAUGAUCACAUGUUGUCGCAUUCAAACCACAAAGCUAUGUGUUUUAGUUUGAUUGACUGCAAUGAUCCGACACAGAAUAGUGCAGAGUUGUUUAUUGGAAGAAAACGAUGACGUUCGUUUAAAGAUAUUUUACUCAUGAAAAUCUAAAGCGCGUGUUGGACGGUUGUAUAUGCUAUCUCUAAUAAAUACUUUUUAUAACCAUC
Molecule: messenger RNA, 2345 nt
Organism: Fundulus heteroclitus (mummichog)
Lineage: Eukaryota; Metazoa; Chordata; Actinopteri; Cyprinodontiformes; Fundulidae
Gene: tafa4b
Product: TAFA chemokine like family member 4b
Exons: 6
Coding region: 664-1071 (135 amino acids)
Molecular function (GO): receptor ligand activity
Source: RefSeq, a predicted model, not a curated record